AUGGCGUGUAUCGGUAGCAGACCGGCGAAUUCGGCGUGCGACCUCAAAGAAAGAGCAAAGAGAAAUGGGUUCAGACGCUCUAUAUUCAGUACCCACUGGUACCCCAAAGACAAAUACGUAGGUCAGUGGAGAAACGACGAGAAAGAGGGCAGGGGAAUGGAAAUCUACAGAACUGGCUACGUCUAUAAUGGAGAAUGGAAGGAGGGCGCGAGACAUGGAUUCGGCACAUUGAGCAAAAUCUCGAGCAGCAAGUGCCCGCAAUCCCGAACGGUGAUCCACAUGGGCUGCUGGUGCAGAGGAAAGAAGCACGGCUACGGGCUGCACUGGUACGCGGACAGUUUUUACAAGGGCUACUUCGAGGACGGCCGGAAGAAAGGAUACGGCCAGAUGUGGUGGUACAGCGGCCAGUACUACGAAGGAAUCUGGGAGAACGACCAGUUUCACGGCAAAGGCAAAAUCUACCUAACCAAUUGCAACGUGUACGAAGGCCAAUUCGCGAACGGCAAAAAGGAAGGUUACGGCAUAUAUUACCACAGAAACACCGGCCAGAUACAGCGGGGCUACUGGACCAACGAUAUGUGCACCGAGGGCACAAUGGAGGAUGCCUACUUCCGACAGUCGUCGACGCGACCGACUAGCUAUCCAAUACCGAAGCUAACGCCGAGGCCGUGUCUGCCUAUCGUUGCGCAAUACAACGUCGCGGAAUCCUCGUGCUGCCCCGAGUUUCGUUAA
This is a messenger RNA of Phymastichus coffea, 732 nucleotides long. RefSeq names its product MORN repeat-containing protein 3-like. The record is from RefSeq and is a predicted model, not a curated record. NCBI's taxonomy places the organism in Eukaryota, Metazoa, Arthropoda, Insecta, Hymenoptera, Eulophidae. The transcript has 3 exons. The coding region runs from base 1 to 732 and encodes 243 amino acids.